Candidula unifasciata is the source of this 1440-nucleotide messenger RNA. The record is from the annotation of a GenBank genome assembly. Lineage: Eukaryota; Metazoa; Mollusca; Gastropoda; Stylommatophora; Geomitridae.
AUGUGGAGUAGUUUGUUCGGGAAUAAGGGCCCCAGGACAACUGGGCCCAGCUCUCCUGGUGUGUCCAGCCCUGCCGAAACUGCGGCAGCCGCCCUGCCAAAUGCUGUGCUCACAGAUGAAGUGAAGAGCGUGAAGUACUGGCAGGAGCAAGAGAAGGCUGCCGAAGUCAGGGUGACAGUUGUGGCCACAGACAAGUUUGUUCCUGUGGCAGUCCAGAACGACCCUUUGGCCCACAAAAUCCUGGAGCAUCUGUGUAAUUUGCCAAUUACGCACACACCUAUUGUGAUUCAGCCACGAGGUCUUGUCAACGGAAGCAAUACCUGUUUUAUGAAUGCGACUCUGCAGGUUCUGAUGGGUUGUCCCCCUUUCGUGCACAUGUUCAGGGCUUUCAAAAACCUUCCCCACAGACCAGGGAACAGUUCAACUCCAAUUUUUGAUUCACUCGUGCAGUUUGUGAACUCCUUCCAGAAUGGACAGAGAAUCAGAAAUCAAGGUUCACGGAAUAAGAAGACUGCUUAUGUGGACAUUAACGUAGGCCAGCCAUUCAGUCCCACCCCGCUCCUGGGGGUGGCACAGAACAUUUUGGGACUCCAUAUCGGAGUACAACAUGAUGCGGAAGAAUUUCUCAGCCAGAUAUUGAUGAUCUGCCAUGAAGAGCUGGAGAAUGUCAUGAAACUCCAUCACGCUAAUGGUUUGAAUAAUAAUGAAAAGGAACACAAAAGAAAUGGCUUCCCUGAAACUAUCACCAGUGAAGUCGAUGUGCGAAGUGAUGGUGAUGAAGAUGAUGAAUCUUGGUUAAAAGUUGGCCCCAAGAACCAUCAUGUGGAAACCAACGUGAAUGACUGCGGCCAGACUCCGCUGUCCAGCAUAUUCGCAGGUCUCAGCCGAUCGUGUCUGGUACGAGAGUCGGGAAAGACAAGCGAUACCGUGGAUUCAUUCUUCACACUCAAGCUGGACAUACAGGUGGAAAAUGUGCACAGUGUCAGCGAGGCGCUCCUUCGACUCAACAUGGCCGAGACAGUUCAUGACGCUGACGGAGGAAAGGUUCAAGGACAGAGACGUAUGUUCUUUGAUGUCCUCCCACCAGUUCUGAUCAUGCAUCUGAAGCUGUUCCAGUAUUCUAAUGGCAAUGGACAGAAGAUUCAGAAGAAGAUCGAUUUUGAUGUGGAUCUGGUGAUACCUAAAGAGACAUUAUCCAGAGUAGGGAGAACAAAACAGGCAUCAGCGAAAGCUAGAACCUACAAGUUGUUUGGAGUGGUCAAUCAUCAUGGCUUAAAGAUGAACGACGGCCACUACACUUCUGACGUCUACCUUCCAGUGGCGAACGGCUGGCUGCACUUUGACGACAGCGAGGUCACCCACAUCAGCGAGUCUGAAGUCCUGCAGUACAGCGAAAGACAGAUGCCUUACUUGUUAUUUUACAGGAGAGUGGAUUUGUAG